Dissoconium aciculare CBS 342.82 is the source of this 315-nucleotide messenger RNA. RefSeq lists its product as uncharacterized. The transcript has a single exon. The record is from RefSeq and is a predicted model, not a curated record. Bases 1 to 315 code for a protein of 104 amino acids. Lineage: Eukaryota; Fungi; Ascomycota; Dothideomycetes; Mycosphaerellales; Dissoconiaceae.
AUGUCUUCAUCCUCGCCGCAGGUCCAGCUGACUGCGGACUAUCAUGGUCCCGACGGGGCUCAUCGCAUUGCCAAAGACCUCCCCCAGACCCCAGCCGCUGCAGGGAGUGAGGAGGGCAGCGAUGUCGAGGCAAAGACUGAAUACUUAUCAGCCCUGCGCAACAACGUGGUGCAGCUCCAGGCGGACAUCAAUACUUUUCUCACGCAGAAGAUGGAAGAAGACAAGGCCGCAGGUGCCGACGCGCAAGACGGGAGAAAGGCGGACGAGAAGGAGGAGGAGAUGUAUGGCGAGGAGGACCCAGAACAUGACGGGUAG